Molecule: messenger RNA, 1110 nt
Organism: Zychaea mexicana
Lineage: Eukaryota; Fungi; Mucoromycota; Mucoromycetes; Mucorales; Lichtheimiaceae
Exons: 4
Coding region: 1-1110 (369 amino acids)
Source: RefSeq, a predicted model, not a curated record
AUGGAAAGACCACAGCAACAACGAACGAUGACGUUGGGUCCGUCUGCCCCGAUACAUGAUUGGGAAGUCGAGAAAGUGACGCUUUUGAAUGACCUUGAAGAGUAUCGGGACCGGGCCGAAAGCCUUGAACGGAAGAUCCAAGCGGAUAGAGCAACCUAUGAACGCAACACUGCAAGUCUCCUACGUGAAGUAAAAAUGAAAGAAAGUCUUUUGGAAAAACGGGCGCAAGAUAUUGAGCGCCAGCUGAUGGGUCAAAUACAAGACAUGCAGCGACAAAACGAAAACCAGCGCACCGAACAUGAGGAUGAGAUCCAGGAACUACGAGCACGGCACGACCAUGCGCUUGCCACUGAGCAGAAAAAACACGAGCGCCGUCUAGCGAGUAUGCAGGAACGAAUUGAAAAUGUUUCCGAGCAACGCGGGUACAGAGACCAAAUCGAAACGCUACGCUCGGAACUGACACGGGAACGGUCGCAACGUGCACAAGACAAAUUGGAAUGGCAAACGCGACAGCAACAAAUGGCCAGUCAGACGGCAUCGCAACGCGACCUGUCCGAGAAACACAAUGUGGAAAUGCAGCGGAUGCGUGAGCUGUUCAUGAACGAAUGUUACCAACAGUCGAUGCAGCAUGAAGCAAGGAUACAGAACUUGCGAUCCGAGUACGAAGAAGCGUUGCGGGAAGCCAGAGACCAGCUCGAGACAGAACAGGACGUGUGGGCCAUUGAACGACAGGCACAGGUGGAUCAGGCGACGCGCGUCGCACAGCAGGAGAAGGAGGAAGCUAUCAAGAAGCUCAGUGAGGAGUGGCGCGACAAGAUGUUGGAUGUGCAGACCAGCAUGUCCAAGGAUGCCUCAGCAAUCCAGCAGUAUUGGCAGGGCAAGCUGGAUGAAGCGGAGGCAACGAAAAAGGCAGAAAUUGAGCGGCUCAAGGGCGAAAUGGAAGUCGUCAAACAUCGACUCGGCAAGGAAAUUGAUCGAAGGAAGCAGAUGCAGGCCAAAUGGGCUACGGCGGUGGAAAAUGAACGACAUAGCAAGGUGUAUCAGCAACAACUCGAGCAGCAACUUGACACACUUGGAAAGGAAUUGAACGAGGUAAACAAGUCUUUUUGA